UUCAAAGCUCGUCUACUUGUGUUCAUUUUCAUGUGCCUAAUUGGGCUUCAUCUCUCUAGAAUCUUAUGGCUAGAACCUGGAACUUUUUUCUUUAGUAUCAUCCCUUAAAGGGGCCUGUGCAACCAGCAGGCUUUUCGCACUCCCAUUUGUUUAAUUUUUCUAACUGUGUUCUUCUAUGCAAGACAAAAAUGGCAAGGAGAAUUUGCUGGGAAAUUUCUGGAUUCAAUUUAGCGCUUCAGAUCGCUUUUGACGGCUUCUAUUUGGUUUUAUUUUGCACGCAGCUUGUUCUAACAGCUUUCCACCAUUUUUGUGGACCACGAAAAAUGGCCGCCUUCCCAGCUUACGCCCUCAAAGGCUACUGGUUGCCCAUGCCCCUUUAAAUAAGUCAGAGCCACAUACAAAAUUGUUUCAAAACUUCUGGAACAAAACACGAAAAUAGCAAACUUGCUUCAAGUUAAUUAUUUUCCCUUUUUUUCAAUAACAGGUCAUGCCAUCUUUCAAAAUUGGGAACGGGUCUUGUGCUGUAGGCAAAUUCAAGCAGCCACACCCAUGAAUACACCGUUAAAGAUUUAAAUGUGUACCAUAUUUCUUCUAAAGAACACCACAGCCUUUAUUACAAAAUCCAAAUUUUGGACAUGGCGUUUAAUUUGGUUGUCUCCCAUGAAGUAACGUCAAAUUUUUGUGCAUAGGCCUACAAACUUUUCUUGGAUUAAAUUGCAUGGGGAGGAGACUUAACUAAACUUUGAAAACAUAGGGCUCAAAAAGCCUUUCAUCUGUCUUGCAUAAAUUGUGAGAGCUUUAAACUGAGCAUUGUAAAUGAGAAAAAGAGUUAACAAAUGAUGACACUUCAAUGUUUUAAAUGUAAAGCAACAUGUGGCAAUGUUAUUUUCUUGUUCUUUUAAAAUAUUUUGGCAUGACUUUUUUUCAAGCAGAUCAUUCAACUAUUUACAAAAUUUAUGUUCUUCGUCGCAAUUUUGUUUCCAUUUGACGAUACCUGCUUUGUAGUGUGCACACUCUAUCCAUACAGACGCGUAACACUUUGUUUCACUUCCUUUAGCAUCAAUAUGACCAUUAUCAGUUUGAGCACAUUUAAUACUACCAUUCGAAAAUUUAGUCAUCUAAUUAUCCCUUUCUGAUGCUCUUUUGUUUAUGUCUUGGCUUUUUGUCACAAACAACUCUAACUCGUCCGCGCCACUUCACAAAACGGCAACCUGCGCAGCGCAGUUUGAGUGCUGAUCGAACUUUGUAACCUCUAACUUGUUCCAAUAGGCCAGGAGCUUGAUAAAUACUACACAUCUGUCGAAACAGUAUUCGAAGAUUCCCCACAGAAAACAUUUUAUUGAAGAAGUUUGAUGGAAAGUAACCGAUUCGCCUUCUUCUCGAAAGUUCGAAAUGGAGGCUGUGCUCCGAUGCUAUUCCUUAAAAGGAGGCUAACCCAUAAUUGUACCACACGAUGAUAAUAAUAAUACUGUUGAUGAUACGGUAUAGGUAAAUACCAUGUGACAACUUUUGAACUGGAAAGACGACUAACAAAGGUCAAAAAUGGAAGAAGGCGUUAAAAAUAUCGAACAGAUCAAGAGUAAAGUUGAAAGAGCAUUGUCUCCGGAAGAAAGAGAAAGAAUAGAUACUGAUCAACCAGUUUCAAAUUUCAAGCAACAGAAGUUAGAAAAAGAAGCCCUAAAGAACUGGGACUUGUUUUAUAAACGGAAUGGUACUAGAUUUUUCAAAGACAGGCACUGGACAACAAGGGAAUUUUAUGAGCUAGCUGUGGACUGCUCGCAGGAUGAUUCUGGGAUUAAGAAGCAGGUCAAGAUUCUCGAGGUCGGGUGUGGAGUUGGCAAUGCAAUAUUUCCUCUACUGGAAGAGAAUCCACAUAUGUUUGUAUAUGCAUGUGAUUUCUCACCAAGAGCAGUCCAGUUUGUCAAGGAUAACCCUUUGUAUGAUCCAGAUCGCUGUCAUGCAUUUCAAUGCGAUGCUACAGUAGAUGAUUUAACAGAAAAUAUCCCAAGCCGUAGCAUUGAUGCAGUCACAAUGAUUUUUGUUUUGUCUGCCAUUCUACCAUCAAAAAUGUCUUCUGCUAUAAGGAAUAUAUCCAGGGUUCUAAAGCCUGGUGGCAUCAUACUGUUUAGAGACUAUGGUAUAUAUGACCAUGCAAUGCUGCGGUUUUCCAAAGGUCAUAAGCUUCAGGAGAACUUUUAUGUCAGGCAAGAUGGAACUAGAGCAUACUUUUUCAGCCUAGAUUUCAUUUCUCAGCUGUUUUCUACGGAAGAUUUUGAAAUAGAAACGAAUGAAUUCGUUCAUCGUUCAACUGUUAACAAAAAGGAAGGAAUUGAUGUUCCAAGAAUUUUCGUCCAAGGAAGAUUCAGGAAAAAGUCUUAAUUCACGUGAGAAAAACAUAUCAUAUUUAGGCCUAUUCCUUGAAUAAAUUGUUAGAAUCUUUUGACGAGUUGCGACAACAUGAAGUAUGUAAUACAAUGCCUGUAGGGCAAAGAGAUUAUGGAAUAACAUGGUUCAUUUACAGAACAUAUAUUCAAAACAAAAGUUUAGAUAUUUUCUUUUCCUGAAGAUAUCUUUCAGGAAAAUCACAAUUAAACAGGGAAUGAACUUGUCCCAGUUUUUUCAAUGACCGGAAGUGCCGAUCAGAAAAGGUCAAAUUAGCCUUAUGGAACAAAAUUAUUUUGUCACUUCAUUCAAUACAAAGAGCGCUGUAUCAUGAAAUUUCAACGCAAUACAAACAAAAUGGAUUUUGCCGUUACAGUCUUUCGUGGUAGAAAAAUGCACACUGGUUUAUCAAGAUCAUUUCUGAUCAGACAGAUGAGCUAACUGAAUAAUGGAACCAAGCAGAAAAAUAUGCCGUCAUUGCUAGGCUUGUUUAUGGUCAGAAACGCGUUAAGAAAGAGCUGUCCCAAUCUUUUUUUAUUGGUUCGUGUAUUUGGUUCACUAAAGACGCAGCAAAGACAAUCGGACGUUGCUGUAAACCAUUUUUAUGAAACUUUUUUAGACCGGACAAUCUUUACGAUAGAAGUGCACGAUGAAGAAGUGCAUGUGGUUUUCCAACAGACUUUUAAGGCGAACAAGUUUUGGGUUCCUUGCCACAGAUCUUUAUUAAAUCUGACAGUUUAUUUGACAGUAAAGAGUUUUUAAAAUUUCUUAAUCUAUGCAUUUUGGAUACAAUGUAUUCAAGUAUUUUAUAAUGCAUUUAAUACCAUGCAAGAUGUAAAGAUUUGGAGUUCGAUUGUGAUAAGAGAUUUAUUCUCGAUAAUAAAGAGCAAGCAAUUUGUAAUGCUUUUCAACCUACUAUUGUCUGUAGUCAGGUCUUCUACUUUUCAUAUGGCCAAUGGAAAAUAAAACCUAAUUAGGUGUCUGUACGUUUCAGCACAGUCUAAAGACACUAAAACCUCAAUUGGCACUAAAAAUGGCACUAGAGUACUUUUUGUUGCUUUACCUUCCAUUUGUCACCGAAUAAUAUAUUUUUACCCUUGAGUUUCAGAGCUGCUAUGACCUAAUCACAAGCCUUUCAAACUAAGCACUUUGAAAAAUAUACUCGAUCUGAUUCCAAAUUUCAUUCAAAACUUUGCUUGGUUUUUUAAACAGCUUGUAGACCUUGUAUCUAUGUCGCCGCCAAUUAUUUUGCGUUUGUUCCUCCUAUGUUUCACCUCUAACGUAAUACAGUUCCUUUAUCUCUAUGCUAUGUUCUCGGAUAUCUUCAUAUGAGGCCUAAGGCAUAGCUCGUUCUGUCGCCCAUUCAAAAAAGUCAUUAAUCCUCAAUUGCCUAAUCUUUUUGCUAGCUGAGAAAUCAGCUUUAGGUCCGAUUGCCGUAUGAUCGCAAGGGUCAUUGGGAUCCCACUAGUUUGUGACAGGCGAUUGUAGCAAAUGGCUCAUCACCCUGUCUUUGUAGUGGUUCUUAAGUUUGGAGCAAAGACUAAAGCUAAAUUGAAUUUUUGUACAAGAAAACAUGAAGACAUAACUCGCUAGUAUGAUCUGGGCUUGACAGAAAAACUUCCAAAUCUGUAUGCAAAGAUGGCGCUUAAAUCAAAUUUUAAAUCUUGACAAUGUCAUAUUAUUAUUAUCAUUAUUAUUAUCAUUGUCAUUUUUAUUAUCUUUUUAUUUAAAGUGUGCAUAUAAAAAAAGCUACAAAAUAAAAGCUAAUUCAAGCCUACUACAAAGUAAAAUUGUUUAAAAAUAAAAAAAUUAAAAUACAUUUAUAUCUAACAUAAGAAAUAAUUAAGUAUAAAUACAUGUAUACAUAUUUUACAGCAUUUUUGGCAUUACAAAACAAUACAUUUAUCCGUUCAAGAACCCAACCUGAGCCACGAAAGGUCUACACAGUCUAUUAUGUCUAAGAUAAAAACUAUAUGUUGUGAAUAAUCACAAUUGAAGAUUAAAAUAUAUUGAAUAUUGGUAAGGUUCCAAUAUAUUGGUAGGUAGCAAUAUAUUGUUGUCACAGCUGUUGUUCCAUUUUCUGCCAUUCAUCAAGCCUCGUUUUCAGAUUCCUUUUGAGCGUUUGAGCGCCUGGCAAACCAAAGUUGAUUGUGUCAAACCCAUUAUAGGUGUAAAUGUGUUAAAAGAGCAUCAAAUCUUAUCGGAAAUCUGGUUUCCUUCUUUUUCAACAACUAUCUAAUAUUAUACAGCAAAGUAGAUUAUGAAUUUAUUAAUGUUUUCCAAAUAUUUCUCGAGUCUAGUCAGUGAAAGAUGUGGUAUAUUAAAGCUACCGCAAUCUAAGACCAUAAAGGUGACGGCUUUGCAACUGACAUAUUUAAAAAUUCAUCAAUAUCAUUCUAAAAACGGCCUGAUCGAAUAUCUAAUUAACACUUUCUUAUCUGUUACUAAAAAGAUACGAAAAAAGCUUCAAUAUUUCCUGCUUAAUCUUAAAUUUGUUUAGAUGAAUCCACGCUGCCGGGCGAGCUUGAAUCGGUACAGUGAGAAUGAACUCAAAUUAAUUUGUUUGGCAGUUUUCUUUCCCGAACAUUAACACACUUUUUUCGUGUCCUGUUUAAUCAACAUUUUUUAUUGCUUUGUCGUAUAACGCCGUUAAGUACACAAUGGAAAGGCACGACUAGUGGGUGGGGUUCUUUUCGUAUUUUUAACAGAUAACUGUGACGAACACCUUCUGCUUAAAAUAUCUCGAGUUUUGCGAAUUUCUGCUGAACUGGAUUAAAUAUCAGAUGAUCAUGUCAAAUCCUUUUCUGGGAUAUCUUGUUGGUUACUCAGAAAAUCACGACUUCUUGAAUACUAUACGGAAGAUAUGAAGAGACUGCAAGGAAAGGGUGAAAAAUUUCCCAACUCAGCGCAUUCUGUUUGUUGACAACGAAUUGAUAACAAUAGCAACUUGGCAGAAAGAAGAGAAGAUGAUUUGUAAUCUCUGGCUGAUACCAUAUAAGAGAGGCUCCUAUAAGAUGUCGAAAAGACGAUGGUUUUAAAAAUUCCAGAGAAUCUGCCACUGCAGCCCAUAUUUCUAGAGCCCGGAGAUAUGCGACAUCCUCCAUCAUCAUUAUCUUAAGCUCGACGGUACUGUAGAAUUUUGAUAGAAUUUCCAAUUUUCUCGAUUCUUUUUAAUGAGAUUGUCCGUCUGUAAUAUUGCUUUUCAUUCAGUGUCUGUAACUAAUCUAAAACAUUAGCUGAAAUUAUUGGAUUUAGAUUUGAUAUCGGCUGUUGCCAACUUUCUCUAUCGGGAAUAAACAUCAGCUCAUCAUCAGACAUAGCCUGCCUGCAGACUCUUGAAUUGAAUUGCAAUGCAAUGCACUUGUAAAACUUCAAAGUAAGAUCACAUCAAAGAACAAUUGAGAGAAAUGACAGACAUAGAACUUGAUCUUUUAAAAAUAGUUUGACGCUUUCUUUACGUGUGCAAAAGGUUUGCAAUAGCUAGGGACAGAAUUGUACGGAAUGUCUAGUACCAAAAAAGUCUAUCAUUUGUUCACAAUUUUUCGAGAUUGCAAUCGCCAUUUUAAGCAAUUAGACACCGCUUUUACAUCCAUUGAUUUUCUUAAAGACCUUAGCUAUUAAACACCUAAAAUGACGGUUUCUUCUUUAAACUUUGGUGCUGGCUUUGAUGCGAAGUUAGAAGCUUGAAAGUUUUAAAAUGUGUUAAUGGGUAAUGUUUGAAUCUCAAAAUCUUUGUUUCGCUACGAUUUUAAAUGCCUGCUUUUUGAAAAUUUUGUUACCUUUGUGUAUGUACGUGUCUAAUUAGCUCGUAGGAAUUGCAGGCCAAAUGCGCCCUAACGCUUUGAUUUACGAAUGCUUAAGUAAAAGUAAGUAGCUAGCCGUAACAGCGGAUCUGUGGGGCUUUCCGCCAGUUUUUCAUCCCCUAACAUUGCUUAAACGUCACUCUUUUCAUCAUCUACCGAGCUGUACCUUCUUACCCAGACUCCUUACUUCUAAUACAAUUUUGUUUUCGUAUUUCAACUAAAGAAAACUGUGAUUCCGUCGUGAAGUCAUUUGUAUGUUUGCUGUAUUCAUGCGCUUUACGCGUUUACAUAAAUUUUCUUCUUGUCAACUGAUGUUUCUUAGCAGAAAAUACAAGUAAUUAAAACCGAACAUUUUCCCUUUAUUGGUUUUAUGAUCUGUUUGAAAAAAAAGCAUCUGGUUUUGUGGUACGCUAUUUAAUCUGGUUUUAAGAAACUGCAUUUCGAUGUUCGUUUAGAGAAGAUUAGCAAGUGUUAUGAGAUGUGGCACCUGAAAUAAUAAUAAAAAGUAAUAAAGCUUUUGAUUAGAUUUCUAUGUAACUAUAGGAAUAACAUCAACGUUUCCUUUUCUUGCUUAAGGCAGUCUUAAGUGUUUUCUUUACAAGGUGCAAAACAAGUGAGUGAAUUCAACAAAACGCGGAAAGAAUUAAAAGCACCUGAGCAUUCGUUAUGUCAGUUAAAAAGGUGAAAUUCGUAUUAGCUCAUUAAAGGCUCUUGCGCAGCCGGCAUGCUUAGCGGCAGUUGUCUUGAGAAAUUGACUAUGUUUUGUAUUUUCAUGCAGAACGAUAUUAGGCCUGUUCUUCAAAUCACAGUCGCAAAGCAUGCCGGUUGCGCGAAAGCCAUUAAGAUGAGCUAAUUGCAAGUUACAGGACUUAUCAAAUAAACAACCUCGUGCUUUCCUAGUGUGAAAUGGCAUAUAAUGUAUUAUACAGUGCUUCAAACUGUUUCUGUAUAUUUUUAGUUGGAUAACCUUAGAAAUUAAGAGAGCAAGUAAAUACUAGAUUUGAAAAACGUUAUUUAUUUUACAAUAGCCAAGUCAGCUGAUUCAAGAAGGAGUAGAUAAGGGUAUUUAUGGAAGUUAUAUUAAAACAAUUAAUGGUUACACAAAGAUGUUCAUUUUUUGGAAUGAAAAGCAGAUUUUUUCAUUUUUUGUUUUUCUUAGAAAUAUUGUCAACAUUGUUUGAUAGUUGAAAGGUUGAAAUACAUAAGUUGAAUUGGCCUGUUUUGAGAGCUGUUUUUUCAAAAGAGGAUUGCCGUGCGUUUCUUGUGCGCAGCAUUCCUUUUUAGUAUAGAAGCAAUGCAAUAUGGCAUCGUAGGCCUGAAAGAAUUUUCUGAAAUUUCUCUUCUUAUGAAAACAAAAUUUUUGGAUUCAAAGGCCUGGUUAACAACAACAUCGUAAAAUUCUUGGGAAGACGAUCAAUUGAAGGUCUAUUAUCUAAAGAAUCAUCCACGGAAUGGGGUAGCGCAGUCAUUUGAAUACUUUUCUUGUCCGUCUUGCCCCCUCCCAAAUAAAAGGGGGCUUCUCUCCUCAGUUCCUCUUUCCCAAAGAGAAAACAUGUUCUUAAAAAAAGUAGUAUUAAUCUUUCCACUACAAACACGGCAAUAAUAAUUGCAUCCUUUCAAGUUUCCGUUUGGUUUUUUGGCGGUACAAAAUUUGAAAAUGCUUUGAAAAAAUCAAACAUUUUAUAAGAUGCUAAAGCUUAUUUAUCUGACACUCCUCAGAGUACAAAACUUCAGAAAAAGAUCCGAAGGAACAAGAUUCCGAAGGUUCCGAAGGAAAAUAUAUAUCCAGUUGUGGAUUUCUCACCAGCGUAUAUCGCAAGCCAACUUUUUCUGGCCAGUACAUACAUAUAAGCGAAGUCAAAUGUGGUGGACUGCGACACCCAAUUUAAGGUUUGCAGAUAACAUUGACAUCAUUGCUUGCUCUGAAAAAGAACUAAGAGAGCUGACGGAGAGGAUCAAUAGUUCUGCCAAGUGCCAACAUAUAUGGUAUGAAAAUUAGUGCAUCGAAAAGCAAAAUGCUGAUAGCAGGACCAACACCAAUGAAAUUGAAUGCACCUAUCCAAGUAAAUGGCGAAGAUCUAGAAAAGGUUAUAGCUUCAAAUACCUUGGUUCGACAAUAGCUGAAGAAGGAACAUCUAAAUUAGAGAUAGUGUCAAGAAUUAGAAGUGCAACAAGUGCUUUAUCUAGAUUGGAUAAAAUCUGGAAAGAAAGAAAACUACCAAUCGAAAUCAUAGUAAAACUUCUACGUGGGACCGUUACCUCAACAGCACUAUACGGAUGUGAAACAUGGACUUGAAAUGUUUCCGAAGAAUUCUUGGAAUAUCUUGGAAGGAUAGAAAACGAUCUUUCUGAGUAACAGCUAUCCAGAAAGUGUCAUUUCUUCUUACACUAAGGAAAAUAUCUCAAGUUUUUCGGCUUUCCAAAAAUUUGGUCCACAAAAGUGGCCAGUUAAUCUUAAACUACCACUAGGAGAGCCCUUCCAUCCAUCCAUUCAAAAGGAUUGCGUUCCUACCAACCAAAAGAGUUCCGCUGUUUAUGAAUUUUCGUGCCAGUAUGUUGUAAAAUGUCUGCUUUUUUCAAAGCCAUAUUCAACUUUAUAAUGUUUGCUUUCAGCCACAUUCAAAGCCAUAUCAUUUAAACCCUUAUAGUGAUUUUCAUAACUGCUAAUUUAAGCGAUUUAAAAUUUGUUUCGAGAAGCCAAUUUUUGUUAUUGGAGAAAAAUGGCUUCUGCAGACGUUAGGGAUGAUAGUUAAAACAUGUUUUAGUUCAUUUUUGUUUGAUUCCGUUCAAAACACAUUUUCAAAUCACCCAUUAGGUAAGGUGUACUAUAGUACGUAUAAGAUGAUAUGUUCUGAAUUAGCAGUUGAAAUCGUUAACUUUCAGUCCACAAUUGGCUAUUUUUACAGAGGUUUUGUUCUGCAUCUCGGAUUCUUUUUGUUGCGAGGCUAACUUUUUAGUUCAUGCUUGACAUAGUUUUCUUUUUCUUAGUAACGGUCUUGAUUGCGCAGUGAUUGUUGUUAUGUGAUCAGGCCCGUUGGAACCGGGAGGAUUGGGGAAUCUGGGGGGGCUGGAGCCCCCCACAAUAAUUGUCAACUGUAGUAUAUUUCCUUUAUAACAGUAUACUGAAUGAGAAAGAAUACAAUGGGCAGCCCCACCCCAAUAUUGAAGUAGGACGCUCCCCAGAUCACAUGACCUUUUAUAAUCACGUAAGCGUAGUUGAGAUAUCUUCGUAACCUCGUUCAGUUAAGUUAUAAAUCUUGAAUGAUUAUCAGGAUAUGAAAAUGUAAAGAGAGUUUUUCCUUGCUCUACCAUCUCAAUAAUGUAAAUAGAAGCACCUCUCACAAUUUGAAUUUCGUUCCGACGGCACUAGUGAUCCAUAAUUUUUUAGAAUGAUGACAUAUUCAAAAUUAGAGAAAACAUUACUGGUAAUUAGACAAAACUUCAAAGAAAACUUGAAGUUACAAUCAAACAAAUUUCGAAAGGUAUCAGCAUCCAAAUGACUCAUUUUGAUUAUCAAAAAUGCAUUGUGCAUUGAAAGGAAAUUUAGCUCGUUCGCAAGUUUAAAAUCCUAUAUCUUUAAAAAUAAUAAAACGGCAGUCCAAUAAAACAUCACGCAAAAGGAGAAUUUAGAUUAUUAAUAUUCAAGUGACUAAUCAAAAACAGAGUUUUUCUCAUUCAAAUCACUGCACGUCUUAUGCUUCAAAAAGAGAGCGUGCAAAAAUUAAGAAUCUUUAUGAUGUUUCUUCUAUUUUCGAUUAAUUUUUGUUUCUAUUUUAGACUAUAAGGUUUUAUGUCUAUGUUGAAAUUCAAAUGUAUAUCUAUGUACGUUAUUAAAGAUUAUUUAGGUACCUGCCAUGUUCUAGAUUAAAGAGUGCCUUUUUAUUAAUCCUAGUUUUUAUGACUGGUUUACAUGGAAAAUUGAAAGUCACAAUAUUUAUGUUUCUAAAAUAAACACCGUAUUUUAAUUUUCUCGUUUAUUGAUGUAAAUUCAGACUUUAUUGAUGAACAGCUGGCAGAGGGAAGGCGAUAAAUUUUGGGAAAGACCCUAAACCGUUAACUUCUGGGCGCUGUUUUCUUAAACGAUACGUGAACAAGAACAUACAAGAUAAAGUUUAUCUUCUUUCCCACGAGGAUAUCCUAAGAUGCUUUCAGCAUCAAAUUUUAGCUGCUAAGAAGAACAUACAGGAUGAGUAUCUGUUGCGUUAUCAUUCUGCUGGCAUCAGUGUUAUCAGUUGACUCGCACAUCUUGCGGUUGCAGUGUAAAAUAUUUGCUGACUUUAGCAUCGCUAUAACUGGGAAAAAGCUCACAGUUGAUCCAUACAUAUCAUACAAGAGCAUUGACUUAAGAACAUGUCAACAGCGAUGUCUCUUUCAUUGGAAAUGUAAGGCUAUCAACUACAGUACCUUAGACGAGACGUGUGAAAUCUUGUCUCAGUCAUUUUACAACUUCAGAGAUACUGGAAUUACAUUUGCCAAUAUGCCAACGUGGAAACAUUAUACCACAAAUUUUUCCAGUCGUGCAAUUGGACAAAACUGUAAAGCUCAGAAUCCCUGCCAAAACGAUGAAAUAUGUGUAGAUAAAUGUAGCUGCCCAGGCUUUGAAUGUCUAAAAUGCAACCAAGUGGACAAUCAUGAAAGCGGAGUACACUGCAAUGACGUCGACCAUUGCAAAGAAUUCACUUGCAGUAAUGGCGGAAGAUGCAUAAAUGGUGAGCCACCAACUUGUGUUUGCAAUGAUGGGAAUUAUAGAGAAUUAUGUGAAGUGGUUGACAAGAAACAGAAUAUUUCAAGUAAAACUGAUGUAUGAACAGAUAUGACAAAAAAUUGAUCUAUGAUCAGUUGUUAAUUUUUCUGAAAAGCUGCACUUUCAGUCUUAUGAAGGUCUUGUUGGGUACAGACUGACUUGAAUGAUACUGCAUUCAACGUUUAUAAAAGGCAUCAAUUCAAAGUCGGUGAACUUUUAGACCGAAUUGAACUCAUAACCCGAACUGCCCAUAAAAUUUUUUUUUACCAGACUUGAUAAGUCACCUUCGUUUCCAUCUCAUCUUCAGUGUGGUAGCUUCCAGACUAACAAAGGGUCAUCAAUAGUCAAAUUUACCGAGGAAGACAGAUGAAGACACAUUUAGAUACUAUUUCACCUACCGAUAGACGAUUUUACUGACAAACAAAGGGUUUUUGAAAUCAUUGAAAUCAAAUGAAAAAUCAUUGAAACACGAAGUUUAAGAAAUUACGAUAAAGCAAAAUUCUUAAACGACGUAAAAGAAGUGAAUUGGGAGCUAGUGCUAUCCCCGUUUUCUGAAUCACCAAAUUUAAUGGUUGAAAAAUUCAACGAGCUUUUGAUGGGUUACUAAAUGCACAUGCACCAAUACGGAGAAAAAGAUUAGAAAUUAACUUUCAUCAUGGGCCAAGAAAAACUCCAUAAAGAACCCCAAAUUUCUCAAAUCUUUUGUAAAUCUCUGCGAAACAAGGUGACAAACACUAUUAGAUCAUCUAUAAGACCACACUAUCAAUCUUUGAUCAAUAAAAACGAGGAUAAUCCAAAAAGCAUGUAGAUAACCAUAGAUAAGGUGCUAUAUAAGGCCCCCAAGUCAACAACAAUCAUUCAAAACAAAUUUAUAAUGCCCUAAAUAGCCACUUUGUUAAUGUCGGGCCGAGACUUGCUAGUAGAAUUGAACUUAAACCUGGCGAUGAUUCCUUUUGUCAUCUUAAUAACCGUACAGAAGGAAAAGUCUUCUAGUUCAAGUAUGUAAAUGAAAGAGCAGUUCUGGAAUAUAUCCAAAAUCUGAACCAAGAAAAAUCUGCUGGUCCUGACAAUAUACUAAUGGCAAUUUUGAAAGACGCUGCUGAUUGUAUUUGUAAACCACUAACGAUGAUCUUUAACACCUCUUCCAGGCUGGGGGCUUUCCCAUACCGUUACCGAAAAUAGCAAGAAUCACACCAAUUUACAAAUCAGGUACCAAAGAUGAUACGAACAACUAUAGGCCAAUUUCAAUUUUGUCAGUGCUAUCUAAGUGAUACGAAAAAAUUGCACAUGACCAACUUUUCGAUUUCCUCCAAUCUAGCAAAAAACUAACGCCGGAUCAGUUCGCUCACCAUAGGCUUUCUUCUACAAUUACCUCACCGAUUCGUAUCUCAGAUAAUUGGUACUCAAAUAUCGACAACAAAAAGCUAAUUUUGCUGCUUUUCUUGACUUGAAAAGCAUUUGAUCAUGAGAUACUGAUCAGUAAACUAGAAACAUAUGGAAUUAAAGGUAAUGAGAACUAUUGGUUUCAAUCCGAUUUAGUUAACAGAAGCCGGUACUGUUUGACGAUACCUUGGGAUGGGAAGAACAGUAUGAAUCAAUUAAGAAAAAGGUUGCUGGGGGCCUAGCAUAAAUGAAGAAGCUUAAGGGUAUCCUCCCACAAUCAAUGCUAUUUGAAGUAUAGAAAGGGCUUUUUGAGAGUCAUAUUCGUUAUGCUGACGUGGUCUGGGGGAGCUUAUCGAACGCUAAAAUAUCAGCCUUUCAGAGACUGCAAAAUCGUGCAUUUGACAUUAUUGAAGCAUCUAAAAUAAAAGACUUUCUGAUUCGACCAACAUUUAGCAUCGAUCAGAUGUUUCCAUUUGACCGGUCGGUUCAGAUGUUUGAAAUAAUUAACAGGAUAUGUCCUGAGAGUCUGCACGAUAAAUUUGCUGAAAGAUCCACGAUAAGCAAGUCUUCUUCUUCUUCUUUUUCUACUUCUUCUUCUUCGUCUUCUUCUCCUUCUUCUAUUUCUUCUUCAUCGAGGUUGUUUUCCAGGAUAUCUUCCUUUAGUCUGUCUUUCCAUCUAAACUUAGGUCGUCCUCUUUUCUGUGUCCUGGAAUUUCCAUUGCCAUCACUCUCCUUCCAACAUAGUCCUUCUCUCUUCUCAUCGCAUGACCCUACCAAUUCAGGGCUCCCUAUCUUGCAUCUUCGAGCUUAUUUCGGCUACUUUUGUUGUGCUUCGUAUCAUCUCAUUUCUGAUUUUAUCUCUUCUCGUGGCUCCACACAUCCAGGGUAACAUCCUCAUCUCUGCAACAUUCAUCUUCUUCUCCUGUGCCUUCUCCACUGACCAGGUUUCACUGCUGUAUAGCAUUGCUGGGCGCACAGCUGUUUUGUACAACCUUACCUUUCAGCCUGACAGUCAUCUUCUUGUCGCACAGCACACCUGGCAGCUUCCUCCAGAAGUUCCAUCCGCAUUGGAUCCGAUGGUCUAACUCCACAUCGAGCUCCCCAUCUUCAGUCACAUGCGUCCCCAAAUACUUGAAUGCUGGAAUCUUCUUGAUAAUUUCCUCAUCCAUUCUCAUGUCAUCAAGAUUUUCAAAGUCGUUAAAAUGAAAAUAUUCCAUCUUCGUUCUACUAUCUUAAAACGUUUCAAUUCUAAAUCUCUCUUCCAUCUUGAUAGUCGCUUUCGAAUGUCCGCUAUAGUUUCGCAAACUCUCACAAUAUCAUCAGCAAACAGCAUGGUCCACGGGGCUUAACUCCGAACUCCUUCACUAAUCACAUUCAUUAUGACAAACAAGUACGGUACAAGAAAAAGACUGAUCUCCAAAUCCCAAGGCUAAAUUCAGACUUCAGUAGAAAAAUUCUUGAUUACACUGGUCUAAAAACCUGGAAUUGUACCCUAAAACACACAAGAGAGUCCAUUACAAUAACCCUGUUCAAGAUUGAGCUAAAAAGUCAGUUCCUAAGCUGAAGAAAAUAUUUCUGCACGAAUCCAUAGAAGAACAGUACU
Rhopilema esculentum is the source of this 13915-nucleotide messenger RNA. Its product is annotated as tRNA N(3)-cytidine methyltransferase METTL6. The record is from RefSeq and is a predicted model, not a curated record. Lineage: Eukaryota; Metazoa; Cnidaria; Scyphozoa; Rhizostomeae; Rhizostomatidae.